AUGGCGGGCCGCCCGAUCCCAAACUCCCUGAAGAAGCAGAUGCAGAAAGCCACGGUGAAGCACACCGACAUGCCCAAUGACAUGAAGACAGAGGUAGUCGACAUCAUUGCAGGUUCAAUCGACAAGUUCACGCUGCCAACAGGCGUGAACUUUGAAGGAGCCACGCGGGCGAUCAAGGAUGCCUUGGACAAGAGUUAUGGCUUCAAUUGGCAUUGUGCAAUGGGGAAGGGGUUCUGCUUUGACGUCACAGCACAGAAUGGAACUUUGAUGCACUGUUACUACCAGGGUGAGCUGGCCAUUCUGGUGUACAAAUGUUGA
This is a messenger RNA of Symbiodinium natans, 318 nucleotides long. NCBI's taxonomy places the organism in Eukaryota, Dinophyceae, Suessiales, Symbiodiniaceae. The record is from the annotation of a GenBank genome assembly.